This is a messenger RNA of Sinocyclocheilus anshuiensis, 1691 nucleotides long. It is a transcript of the gene sypb, whose product is annotated as synaptophysin b. The transcript has 8 exons. The coding region runs from base 73 to 963 and encodes 296 amino acids. NCBI's taxonomy places the organism in Eukaryota, Metazoa, Chordata, Actinopteri, Cypriniformes, Cyprinidae. The record is from RefSeq and is a predicted model, not a curated record. Gene Ontology annotation, cellular component: synaptic vesicle membrane; presynaptic active zone; synaptic vesicle.
GAGCGGUGACCCGGAUGUAGCGGCGCUCUACCUCCACUCGUCUGAUCCUCUUAUCAGCGAAAGGCGGCCGAGAUGGAUGUUGUCAACCAGCUGGUGUCCACUGGGCAGUUCACAGUCAUCAAACAGCCAUUAGGGUUCAUUAAAAUCUUACAAUGGUUCUUUGCCAUCUUUGCGUUCUCCACCUGCGGCGGUUACUCUGGAGUGUUUCGUAUGAGCGUGGAGUGUCACAACCGCUCAGAGAGUGACCUGAACAUCGAGGUUGAGUUUGGCUACCCGUUCAGACUGCACCAGGUAUGGUUUGAUGCUCCUACGUGUAAAGGGCCGGAGCCUGAACGUCUGUUUCUGGUGGGAAACAACUCUUCCUCUGCUGAGUUCUUUGUCACCAUCGGAGUCUUUUCCUUCCUUUAUUCAAUGGCAGCCAUUUCUGUGUACAUCUUCCUCCUGGAGAAAUACCGCGAGGGAAACAAAGGAGCUCAGGCUGAUUUUGUGGUGACAGCUAUUUUUACCUUUAUGUGGUUGGUGAGUUCAUCGGCGUGGGCCAAAGGUCUCUCGGAUGUGAAGAGGGCCACUGACCCUGAUGAGGUCAUCAACCUCAUCCCUGCGUGUGACCGCGAGGAAAACCGCUGCAAAGAAAUCCAUGAGCCCGUGAUGUCCGGCCUAAACACUUCUGUGGCAUUUGGCUUCUGUAAUGUGGUGCUGUGGGCAGGGAACCUGUGGUUCGUCUUCAAGGAAACCGGUUGGCUUGCAUCCUUUGCUGGCACUUACAUGCCGUCAGGAGAGAAGCAGCCAGCACCAGACUCCAUCGGCCAGGGCUAUGGGCAAGAAGGUUAUGGCCAGGAACCUUACGCCAGCUCUCAGGGCGGGUACCAGCCCGACUACGGCCAGCAGGGCGGUGGAUAUGAAGGCGGAGGCUAUAAUCAGUAUGGUCAGGGUGAGCCCACCUCCUUCUCCAAUGAGAUGUGAGCUCCAGCUCUGCACUGAUCACAGCACAGCAUGGUCAUGUGAUCAGCAUGCAUGGAAACUACUAGCUACUAUAUGUUUCCUCUCUCUUCAGUCUUUCUGUAUGAGCAAAUGGGUUUAAAGGGAAGGGGUGGGUGAGGGCUAAAGCACAUUGAAGAAAUCUUAGCAGGGUUGUUACUAAAUCAUAGCUAAAGGAAAAUGCUUUGGACCCAGGAGGAGGUGAGACCCUCAUUUCAACAUGAAGUCUAUCACAUCAAAUUCAGCGGGAGAUUAUCCAUCCUAUUAUGAUAAGCAAAAACUUGAAUAUGCUACCAAAAAAAAAAGAAUGAAACCUAUGUUACAUACGGGGAGCCGUUUGAAUGAAUUAUAUAUGAAUUAUAGUCAUAUACUGAAUGUGUUUGUCUGUGUGGUGUAAAUAUUAAUUAUAUUUAAAUAGAUAUACCGUAUUGUGAAUUUAACUGUUGCUUUUUUUGUGAUUUCACUUGUAGUCUCCACAUUUGUUUUGUUUUUAUUUAUUGUAGUGGUGUUGUUUCUACACCACCUUCAUCGUUCAACCCACAGAACUGACCUUAAACCUCUUACUGAAUGUGUGUUUUUCUUUUUUAUUUGUGUGAAACUUUAUUUUAAGGUUCGUGAGAACACAAAGAUUAAAUAGUGUAACAGUAAUGUGUCAAUCUCUACUAAAAGUGUUAACAAAAGUCAGUAGUUUUAGAUAAAACUGGUAUAGGGAG